Molecule: messenger RNA, 1380 nt
Organism: Ectocarpus siliculosus
Lineage: Eukaryota; Phaeophyceae; Ectocarpales; Ectocarpaceae
Source: the annotation of a GenBank genome assembly
CUAGUGAUACGGUCGCAUACUGCAGUAGGAAGACAAAGCACCUAGAGUGCUAUGGCCGGCUCGUCGUCCUUGGCAUUUCGACGAGCUCUGGCCUGCGGUUCCACGUAUGGCAGCAACAGCGGCAGCAGCAGCAGGCCUCUGGCCAGAGCGUUGCUGUCCUCCUCCUCGCGAAGAACGCCAGGCGACUCAGCAGCAGCGUUGGCUGCCGACGCCGACGGCACAUCAGCGCCUCUAACACCGGGAGCGCCGCCGACCAGAGCAACGGCAUCAGCGAGCCCGGGACUCCGCGAUUUUCUGUCCAAUGUACAUGUGGACAGCAGCCGCACCAGCGGGCCCGACAACAACAGCACCAGCAGCAGUAACAGCGAGAUGAGUUCUCCGGCUAGCUGGAACAGCGAUGACGACGUCGACCCAGCAACAGCAGCCGCCCUGGAGAGUCACAGCGCAAGGACUGCCGAUGGCGGGGAUUGCGGCCUGGUGGAGAGAACUGCGGGUUCGUUUUUCAUCGAAACCUACGGCUGCCAGAUGAACGUGAGCGAUACCGAGGUGGUGCGGGCCAUUCUGUUGAAGGCCGGCUUCAGCGAGGCGGAUACCCUAGAAGAAGCAGGGGUGGUGCUGGCGAACACGUGCGCCAUUCGGGAGCGAGCCGAGGGGAAGGUGUGGGACCGACUCAAGUUCUUCUCGUCCAUCCGGCGGCGGCGGAAGCUCGCGGCGACCCACGCGGCAAAGGCUCGACAGCCUGUGCCGGGGGGGCUGAGCGACCUCAAGAUUGGCGUGCUAGGUUGCAUGGCAGAGCGGCUGAAGGAGAGUCUGCUAGAGCGGGGCGGGGUGGAUCUAGUGACUGGGCCCGAUGCCUACCGAGACCUUCCUCGCCUGCUGGAAUUGGUCGGCACAUCCGGCAGCGGGGAGAGCACGGGUGCCGUCAAUGUACAGCUGUCUCAAGACGAGACGUACGCCGAUAUCGCCCCGGUGCGGCUAGUCAACAACACCUCGGAGGCGGUAUCAGCCUUCAUCAGCAUCAUGCGUGGCUGCAAUAACAUGUGCACCUAUUGCAUCGUGCCCUUCACGAGGGGAAGAGAGCGGAGCCGCCCCCUGGGCAGCAUCGUGGACGAGGCGAUGCGCUUGCGGGACGAUGGUGUCCGAGAGGUGACCCUUCUGGGCCAGAACGUGAACAGCUACCACGACCGGUCGGAGGCUUCAACCGCCUUGUACAACGGCACGGACUACACCACAACCGCCGGCUUCGGCAACACUUUUCGCUCCAGGGGGGGCGCCGGCGCCUACUUCGCCGAGCUUCUGGCAGAGGUAGCAUCCGCUGUCCCGGAGGUGAGGGUUCGGUUCACGUCCCCGCACCCCAAAGACUUCCCCGACGAGGUAUGA